AUGUUUGUGCCAAACGUUGGUUAUAAGCGAUCUCGGCAGGUUUUCUCAGACGAACAAGAAGCAGAGCGGGAAGAAUACAUUCAGAAAGCUGCUAAGCUCUACUAUGGACAUUCUGCGAAGGAGGUGAGGAGUCUAGCAUUUGAUUAUGGCGUGAACAAUAAUGUCAAGUUUCCCAUUGGUUGGAGCGAUGUAGAACUAGCUUCCACUGACUGGUUUGGAGGAUUCCUCAAACGAAAGAAAACGCUUUCCAUCCGCACACCAGAAGCUACCAGCCUAAGCAGGGCUACAAGUUUCAAUAAGCACAAUGUAGGUAGAUUUUUUACAAAUCUAAGUGAAGUUUAUGUUGGAUACAAAUUUCAAUGUCAAGAAGUGUAUAAUGUGGACGAGGCUGCCGUCACCACGGUACACACGCCUGCCAAAAUUGUAGCAACUAAAGGAAUUAAACAAGUGGGUGCUAUAACGUCUGCUGAAAGAGGAACUCUAGUUACUGUUGCCUUGUCAGUAAAUGCAUCUGGAAACUCAAUCCCGCCUUUCUUUGUGUUUCCAAGAAAGAACUUCAGGGAUUAUUUUCUUCGAAAUGGCCCAGAAGGUAGCGCAGGGUCUGCAAACAAGUCAGGCUUGAUGACAGGGCAAGAUUUUCGCUCGUUCAUGCUUCAUUUCAUUCAUCAUUCCAGGGCUACAAGAGAGAGAUCGGUUCUCCUUCUUUUGGACAACAAUCAAUCGCACCUUGAUAUUUCAGUGUUGCACGUAGCCAAAGAAAACGGGGUUGUCCUUCUCUCUUUUCCGCCACAUACGUCUCAUAAAUUGCAACCUUUAGACAGAGCUGUGUUUGGCCCAUUUAAAAAAUAUAUUAACUCUGCAUCAGAUGCGUGGAUGAAAAACAAUGCUGGAAGUACUAUGACAAUAUAUGACAUUCCAUUUAUAGUUAAACUAUCUUUGCUUAGCGCUGCUACGCCAAGGAACAUCAAGGCUGGAUUUCAAGUGAAUGGAAUAUGGCCAUUUAACAGAGACAUUUUUACAGACGAUGAAUUUUUGCCCUCUGCCGUGACGGACCGCCCAUACAGGGAAGAUGAAACUCUGCUUUCUGUGUCUCUUACGAACUCAGUAGGGGAUGGCGUUCCCAGCACAUCAACAAGUGUGGAAUCAAGUCCGACGCCUUGCACCUCAACAGUUGGUUCUGCAAACUCCAUACACACACACAUGUGCUACCUGAAGAACUGA
Messenger RNA from Schistocerca cancellata (South American locust), 1221 nucleotides. RefSeq lists its product as uncharacterized. Bases 1 to 1221 code for a protein of 406 amino acids. The record is from RefSeq and is a predicted model, not a curated record. Gene Ontology annotation, molecular function: DNA binding. Gene Ontology annotation, cellular component: nucleus. NCBI's taxonomy places the organism in Eukaryota, Metazoa, Arthropoda, Insecta, Orthoptera, Acrididae. The transcript has a single exon.